GCGGUCGAAUCUGAUGGGCUAUUAAACAUUUAACGGGGUCCUAUAAAGGUGACCUACCCAGACCGAUGCCAGAAGGUUCGAACAAGUCUUUCAACCAUUUCCGUCGUAGUUUCAGAUCGGAAACCCUCACGAAUUCAUAACCUACUGUUUGUAUGGAAUUGGGCGAAAUGGCUAUCAAGUUGGAUGAGUUGGUUCUCGAUCAACAUGUUUCAAACUCUUGAAACAGCCCUAUUUUAGAAGUUAAAAAAUGUCAGCAAAGUACAUCAUAGGAGGUAUUUUGGGAUCUUUUGCGGUUGCGUAUACGUGUGACUAUUUUCUUGCUGACAAGAAGAUAUUUGGUGGUACUACCCCUAAGACCGUUUCAAACAAGGAAUGGUGGGAAGAAACCGAUAAGAAGUUCCAGGCUUGGCCUCGCACUGCCGGGCCUCCUGUUGUGAUGAAUCCCAUCAGUCGCCAAAACUUCAUUGUCAAGCCCCGUUCCGAAUAGUGAAGCUUGCAUCUUUGGCAAAUCAUUCGAAUGAAUUUCUUUUCUUGUUAGGCCUUGCAAAGCCAUGCUCAUAAAUUCUACUGUAUUCCAUUAUAUGAUGCAGCCAUAUAUUGGGUUGGGAUCUUAAUAACCGUCAUCAGGGCAUUUCUUUGUCAGAAUGAUAGUUUUUGUUUAUCAUUUGGAUGUCUGAAACAUGAUUUUACAAGCUUUUUUCUUCAUAUUUGAGUGUGUGGAAUGUCUGAUGGAUUUGCUCUA
This is a messenger RNA of Carya illinoinensis, 742 nucleotides long. RefSeq lists its product as uncharacterized. The coding region runs from base 248 to 487 and encodes 79 amino acids. The record is from RefSeq and is a predicted model, not a curated record. NCBI's taxonomy places the organism in Eukaryota, Viridiplantae, Streptophyta, Magnoliopsida, Fagales, Juglandaceae. The transcript is spliced from 4 exons.